AUGGCAACUAUAAUCUGUAUCCAAGUCAGCUCGAAAUCGAAAUCGAUAGUCCAGAACACCAGAAUGAUCAUUGUAAGUCACCCACCGUUACCUCACGAUGCAAGCAAAAGGCUAAAUGAUUCUGGAGACGCCGACCACUCGGGCCACUACUACCCCCCCGAAGACCACUUCUCGCACCCCGAAUACGAUUCUCAGCUUAGUUCCAACGCUUCAACCAGCUUCUCCAGAGGGUGGGAUACCGUAAGCCGGAAUCUAAGCUCUCGAACCGCACCAGAAGAGGACCUUACCCCGGUCCAGGCUGGCCAGCGGUGCAUAUUCUAUUGGAUAAACUGUCAGUUCAAGGCUGGCGAUCACGACGAUUGGGCCCAGCACAUUUACUAUGACCACUUCAAAUCAGAAGAAUUCCCGGGGAUGCCUGACAAAUUGGAUCUUGGACACACACCUACAUCGUGGACAUGCAGGUUUCGCGGCUGCGAAACCGUUUUUAGGAAUGAUGAUCAUCGAACUUUGUGGGAUGCAAAAUUAGCGCACAUAUUCGGACACUUCAAGAACCACUAUGGACGGCCAGAGGAUAUUCAGGAAGAUCUCACUUGGUUGAAGUAUUACCACGGUAUGGGCUUGUGCCACGCCGCUGACGUUUAUGGCGGUGUCUUCCACCCACCAGCCCAAAAGCCAUAUACCCAAGCAGCUAUGGCGUGGAGAAAGUUGCCGCGAAAGGUAAAGGUUCUCACAAAAGGGCUAUCUCACCAAGAUGCACCGGGUGAGCAAAUACGCUCUGUCCCUAGCGAGCAAAGCGGCUAUAUGCCGCCGCAGCCAGUUCAGUACCAGUCCCCACCAGAGCAGGCCUAUGGCUACAACUCGCAGGUGCCUCCCGGAAUAUACCCACCGCCACAGGCCCCGAACCAAUACCACCACUAUAGCCAGCACAACCAUGUUCAUCCCUCCCCUUACUAG
Messenger RNA from Orbilia oligospora ATCC 24927, 954 nucleotides. RefSeq lists its product as uncharacterized. The transcript has a single exon. Bases 1 to 954 code for a protein of 317 amino acids. Lineage: Eukaryota; Fungi; Ascomycota; Orbiliomycetes; Orbiliales; Orbiliaceae. The record is from RefSeq and is a predicted model, not a curated record.